GAGUGUCCCCGCCCCGCCGCGCCUCAUUGCCAGCUGCUGCGGCGACCGCGGCAGUGUUGUCCGCUCCCGGAGCCGGCGCGAAUCCGGCCCUCGGCGGCGGGAUCCGGGCAGGUCGUGACGAGCCCUGCCUGGGCUGAAGAUUGCGGAGGAUGGAAACACGCACCCAGCAAUGUCUCUGGGCCGCCUCCUUCGCCGAGCCUCCUCCAAAGCCUCAGAUCUCCUGACCCUCACCCCCGGUGGCAGUGGUGCGUCCCCCUGUGUCCUGGAUGGAGAGAUCAUCUAUUCCAAGAACAAUGUCUGUGUGCACCCACCCGAGGGGCUGCAGGGCCUGGGGGAGCAUCACCCAGGGUACCUGUGCUUGUACAUGGAGAAGGACGAAAUGCUGGGCACCACCCUCAUCCUGGCCUGGGUCCCCAACACCCGCAUCCAGAGGCAGGACGAGGAGGCCCUGCGCUACAUCACCCCUGAGAGCUCCCCCGUGCGCAAGGCCCCGCGCCCUGGGCGCCGCCGCACCCUGAGCACCGGUGUCGCUCACCAGGCCUCCCCUGUGGAGCCGAGGCCCACCCUGAUCCCCAGAGAUGAAGACAUCCUGGUGGUGGCCCAGAACAUCCAGGAUGCCGUCCAUAUCAGCCCUUCACCUGAGGAAGGGGAGAAGCUGGCCCAGGGCCCCGGCGGGGACAGUCUCCUCCCUGCCUCGCAGGCUGUCCACAGCGACUCUGGGAUCUUGUCUACAGUCAGUUCGCAGGAUGGGACGGAGGAGGGCCGGGAGGCUCGGCCUGAGGCUGGGGAGGAGGAAGGCUCCCUGGAGCUGUCUGCCGAUGGUGUAAGCAGGGACAGCUCCUUCGACUCUGACUCAGAUGCCUUCUCCUCGCCCUUCUGCCUGUCACCCGUCAGCGCGGCCCUGGCGGAGGGCAGCAGCUCGGCGUUCCUGGAGAGCGAGGGCAGCUCCCCUUCCAGCUCUGAUGCCAACUUGAGGUUCCCAGAGGGCUCUGGCCCACUGCAGACCCCACGCUGGGAAGAGUCACAGCGGGGCUGUGCACUGGAGCAGAUCUGUGGUGUGUUCCGUGUGGACCUGGGGCACAUGCGCUCCCUGCGCCUUUUCUUCAGUGACGAGGCCUGUACCAGCGGUCAGCUGGUAGUCGCCAGCCGAGAGAGCCAGUACAAAGUCUUCCACUUCCACCACGGCGGCCUGGACAAGCUGUGCGAGGUGUUCCAGCAGUGGAAGUUCUGCGCUGAGACACACCUGCGAGACCAGCAGGUCGCAGAUGAACGGACGUGCAUGCAGUUCUCCAUCCGACGGCCCAAGCUGCCGUCCUCGGAGACGCACCCCGAGGAGAGCUCCUACCGCAGACUGGAUGUCUCCACCUGGCUCAGCCACCUGAAUGAGCUGGGCCAGGUGGAGGAGGAGUACAAGCUUCGAAAGGCCAUUUUCUUUGGCGGCAUUGACGUGUCAAUCCGGGGGGAGGUCUGGCCCUUCCUGCUGCGCUAUUACAGCCCCGAGUCCACAUCGGAGGAGCGGGAGGCGCUGCGGGUGCAAAAGCGAAAGGAAUACGAGGAGAUCCAGCAGAAGAGCCCUCUCCCUGCCAGGCUUGCCAUGUCUCCUGAGGAGCACAGAGCUUUCUGGCGGAACGUGCAGUUCACCGUGGACAAAGAUGUGGUCCGCACCGACAGAAGCAACCAGUUCUUCCGAGGGGAAGACAAUCCCAACGUGGAGAGCAUGAGGAGGAUCCUGCUGAACUACGCUGUGUACAACCCAACCAUCGGCUACUCCCAGGGCAUGUCAGACCUGGUGGCGCCCAUCCUGGCCGAGGUCCUGGACGAGUCUGACACCUUCUGGUGUUUUGUUGGCUUGAUGCAGAACACGAUCUUUGUCAGCUCUCCCCGGGACGAGGACAUGGAAAAACAGCUGCUCUACCUGCGGGAGCUGCUACGGCUGACGCAUCUGCGCUUCUACCAGCACCUGGUGUCACUGGGCGAGGAUGGUCUACAGAUGCUUUUCUGCCACCGCUGGCUCCUGUUGUGCUUCAAGCGGGAGUUCCCUGAGGCUGAGGCCCUGCGCAUCUGGGAGGCCUGCUGGGCCCACUACCAGACCGAUUACUUCCACCUCUUCAUCUGUGUGGCUAUCGUGGCCAUCUAUGGGGAUGACGUCAUUGAGCAGCAGCUUGCCACCGACCAGAUGCUCCUGCACUUCGGAAACCUGGCCAUGCACAUGAACGGAGAGCUGGUGCUCAGGAAGGCCAGGAGUCUGCUGUAUCAGUUCCGCCUGCUGCCACGCAUCCCCUGCGGUCUGCAUGAUCUGUGCAAGCUCUGUGGGACAGGCAUGUGGGACAGCGGGUACAUGCCUGCCGUGGAGUGUGCCGGCCACCACCCGGGCUCAGAGAGCUGUCCCUACGGGGGCAUCGUGGAGAUGCCUUCACCCAAACCCCCAAGAGAUGGCAAGAAGGUCCCAAAGGCAUCUCGGGAAGGCUUUGGUUUCCGCAGAUAAGGGCUGCUGCCUGCUCAGGACAAGGGGUGAAGGGCCUCGCCAGAGGUCUUAGCAUGUGGGAGGGGGUGGGGAUGGGCGUGGAAGGGACAGAGGGCUGGUAAAAUGUAAGGAAGAUGCCUUUGGGCAGCAUGAAAAGAACCAUUGCACAGUAAUGCAGAAUCUGGAAAUGACAGCAGUCAGCCUAGCAGCCACCCAGAGAGAGGCUGGCUCCAGGAACUUGGGGGCCAGGAGCACCUCCAGAUGCAGACCACUCAGGCUUCAUGCCAGUCACCUUUGGUGGGUUUCAGCAUGGCCCAGGAGUUCUUCCUUGCCAGGGAAUGGAAUAGCAGGAAUAGGAGAAGGAAGCCUUAUCCACCCUCAGCACCAAGGGAUGCAGAAAAAUGGGGUCCUCUGCCCAGGCACAGAGACGUCCCUGCAACCAGGCACAUCCACAUCUACCCUACAGUCUUCCAGGGAGCCAGCGUGAGAGAGACAUCUCAGGAGAGGCCUCUUGAUGUGAGGACCAGUGUUAAGAAUAGGGACUGGGUCAGCGUUAGCACUGUGCCCAUGGGGGAAAGGAAGUGCCUGCCCACAAACCAGAGCCAUAGGCUCCAUUUGUCAGAUGCAACCCCUUGGUUGGGACCUUCACUUAAGGAUCCGAGGUGCUGUUUAUGGUCAGCCCCACCAAAUACAGCAGCCAACUUGGGGCUGAAAGGGCCGAAGUGUGUGUGUGUGUGUGUGUGUGUGUGUGUAUGUGUGUGUGUGUGUGUAUGUGUGUGUGUGUAUGGAUACAAUAUUAAGUGACCAACCAAGACCAGACACCUCAGCUGGCUGGGAAGGUUGGCCUACCUCGCUCAGGACCUGCAGCCUCUGCUUGAACACGACCUUCCCAUCAGUCAGUUUCUCAGGUGUCUGGGCACAAAAGGCCACUGUCGCAUAGCAGCACACAGGGCCCUCUGCUUCUGGGUGGGAAUGAGACUUUCCAACACAUUGUCCUCCAAAAGGCUGUCACUCACUGCUUCUGGGAGUGAGGGAUGGACAGACCAGACUCGUGACCUGUGAUGAGAAUGCUCCCAGCCAUGCUUGGAGAGCCACAUCCGAGGUGGUGGGAGCGGAGUGCUCGGGAGAGGUCCCGAUGUCACCGGGAGCAGGGAUUCCUCCUGUGCUCAGCUCUGACAUGGAAGAGUAGGCACUGCUGGACGGUGCCACUUUUAAAAGAUGUUUGUCAGCAGGAAGGAGGAGUCCCCGUCAUCAGCCCCGCUGUUCUGUAUGAGCCUGGUCUUCUCCACAGGAAACUUCAAGUUCCCCAGGUCCCUCUGUCCAGGAGCCCUGGGAUGGGGACUGGGGCUAUUGAGAAGCCCUGUCACUAUGCUGAUCUUAAGCUGCUGACCUGACCAUUAUGAUCCUGCAGUGGUGGCCCUGGGAGGUGGGAUUUUCAUCUGCUUUGCUUCUGGAAAGAGGAUUGUUGGCUCCUGAUGCCCUGGGGAAAUAGCUAGAGCUAACCAGGCCCAUACUGCCUCAACCCUCGGGAGCCAGACCCCAGAAGCAGGUAUAGGGCUGAGGAUUUAGCUCAUCGGCACUGUGCCUGCCUGGCAAGCGAGAGGUCACGAGUUCAAUUCCUGGUACCAGAAACAAAACAAAACAAAACAAAAAAACCAGAGGCAGGUAUACUGUUAGCUACCCUCUCCCAUAGUAAUACACUGUAGCAAAUAGCCCCAAAACCUGGUGACCAAAAACCCUAUGCUCCUAGUUCACACACAGAUUUGCUGGUCAUGGUCCUGGUGGGCAGUUCUGGCUUGGUUGGACUUGCUCAGCCGUAAAGUCCCAGUGACUCAGGGGUCCCAGGGAGGUCGUGUCCAGGUUGCGGGGUAGGUCUCUGGCAUCCCUGCCACUGGCCAGCCCCACUGGACACAUGCCUUUCCAAACCUUGCAGACAUCACACCUGCUGACAUCACUAUGGUUAAAGUAAUCAUGUCACCGGACUUGGCAUCCUUGGGUGGCAGCAUAGACCCUCCCCUGUAGUGCACCCUCUAUGUGGUCAUGUAGGCAAAGCUUAAGAAUUCGUGAGGGGGACUAGGAUGGCUGUUACAGUCUCCUACCCCUGCCAUUCCUGCUGCCCCUUGUCACUCCUCCUGGAGAGAAAGAACAGCGUCCUGCCCUCCCCUGCCCACAGCCUGACACCUUGUGCUUUUCGGCUGCUGUACCUGGAGGAUGGGGUGGGGGAGGGUAGCAGGUGAGGGGAGCGUCCAUUCUGUCUCAGCCUCCAUAGAUUCCUCUCUGGCAGUUUCCAAGACCUGACCCAGACCCACCAGCUGCAUCGUGGCCAGGUGCCACCCCUGCCCCUCACGCCACACCUCAUGGGCCAACACAGGUCCAGGGGACAUCUGCACCUGUGGGCCAGCCAGGGUCUUGGAAGCCAGACCUGGGAGUGUCAGCUGACAGAACCCUGCCGGGGGUAGGGGGUGGGCAGAGGAGUCCUCGUUCACACACUCCCUUAAUCUGGAUGCAAUUAGAGGAAACCAGCCAAAAACCCUGCGGCAGCUGUUACCCCAGGAUUAUUCCCAGCCAGCAAAAGGCAUUAGGGUGAUAAUUCAGUCAUUAGACUCCAAGCCUUCCCACCGCCAGGACGUGCAAAUUGGGGGUAAUCAGCCCAGCACUGCCAUCCUCAGCGAUGCUGCUUAUUUAACCCAUUUUUUAAAAUGACACUUAAUGUUAUUGGCCGGUGCGCGUGUGUGCGCAUACUUAAAAGUUGGCGGUCGGUCCAGCUCCACCGCUAAUGUCUGUGCUGACAAUGCUGUGUGAUGUCAUCCGGGGCCUCUGGGAUGAGAGGGCACCUUUGAUGUGUGUGUGCAGGCACUAGGAGGGCAGUGAUGAGGCUUGACGCCUGCUGCCACCCAGGGAGGUCCUGCUGACUUCUUGCUCAGGGAGAAAGGCUGAUGCCAGGGGCCCAGGAGAGGGACAUACCAACAGGAAAUGGCAGAGCUCUGUGGCCAGGCCAGAAGGGUGUUUUCCCAGUGUACAAGGGACACAGUGCCCUCUGGAAGGUUCUACCUCAAGUCCCAGCCAGGAAGACUCACUAGUCAUGGUGCAGCUCACCUCUGCAGAGGAGCAGGGCCUGGAGUCCACAUGGGCAGCCUUGGGCCUGGACACUGUCCACAUAGCAUCCUGACCAGCUGAGCCUCAGGCAGGAGGGAGGCUAUUAACUCUCAGAAGCGAGGACCUCAACCUCAGAGCCCAUGUCACACCUUGUUAGCUGAACGGCCACCAUCUUUAAAGUGGGGGCUUCCCUUUGCCUUGGAUUGUGGCCAGGGCUGGCAGAGCGCACUCAGCUCUUACCUUUGAUAGGUGGCCUUGGAGGGGUAGGUGGCCGCAGGAAGUGGGGUGAGGGCUGUAGACGGGGCUUCAGUUACUGUAAGGUCCCUCCGAGCUCUUGUCUGCUUGUCUGCCAGAAAUGACUUGAAGAGGGUGGCUUAAGGGAAGUAAGGAUCAGCUCAGGCUGUGCCCUGGGAAGUCCUCACUCCUGUCCAACCUCCUCUGCUCCCUGCAAGGAGGGAGGGUUAUGGACACCCUGGGCUCACUGGGAAGAGGGAGGGAGCUACCUUCAGUGUAUCUGUGCAGAAGAGGACCCUGGAAGCUUCCUUGCCUCAGAAGGGGGAGGAGAGGUCCCGUGGGAAAACUGCAUAGUACUGGCCAGUGCAAACUGAGGCCAUGGUGGGCAUGGCUGCCCAGCUACGCCGCCCAUCCCUGAUGUCCCUAGGAAUAGACAGCCCUGGGACCUGUGAGGUUCUAGAACAGCUACAGAGACUUCUGUCCUGGGCAGAAACGCCCCAUCUUUACAAGCCGGUUUCUCCCGAAGUCCUCCUUCAAGCUGAGAAGCUGCAGCACUGUGCAGGGGAGGAGCUCUUCCCUGUGGCUGGGGACAUGGCCACCCUGGUACAUGGCCUUCUACCGCUCCCAGCCUGUUUCCUCUCCUAUGAAGCAAGAGUAAGGUUUCCCCAGGUUGUCUCUCAGGGUUGCCUCAGGGAACCUUGGUGUCCAAGCUGCAGUGCAGACGGUUUACCAUGGCCCAGGACUUCACCUGCCACUCAGGGAAGAGACCACUGGCCUUAGCCUUCUGCACAGCACUGCCCACAUGGGGCCACAUGCUCCAAGUGGUUUGGAGUCAGCAAACCCAUAUCCCUCCCACAUACCCCACUUUGCUGUGUGUCUUCUGCCAAGGGCAAAGCUGUCUGCCUCCUCUGCAAAGUUCACUCCAUGACAUUCAUUCCUGCCAUGAAGAAAACCAGCCACAAAAUAUCCUCAGUGAGCCUGAACGUAUGUGCCAGUGUGUGUCCAUCCACAUGCAAAGCUCUUCCACAGGAAGGUGCCAUGUGUCCUCCAGAUCUGACCCCCUGUCUGUGAAAAUCUCACAGGCUACAGACUCUGGCCUCCUGGGUUAACGUUUAGGACCAGCAGAAGGAUAUGCCUGGGCCUCCCUAAGCAGAGAGAAAUGCAAGCAGCCUGCCACAGCCAGUCUUUUCUGUAUGCUGAAUUGCAUGUCCAGGCUGGAAGGUAGCACUUAACAUCCAAAGAGAGAUCAAGCCCUGUGACCAUCCUUGCUCCGGGUGCUUUGCAGGUAGAGAGUUAUUUAAGGGAAGUCUCCCAAAAUUUCUGUCAUUCCCAGAAGAUUAGUGAUGUCUGCAGCAAGUGACUCAUUCUCCGUGUUCUGCUUUGUUUUCUUAACUAUAAUUGCCCACCAGUCAGGCCCAGGGCUGGGACCAUGAUCCCUGCGAGCCAUGGCCCCAACUGCUUCUGGCUUUCAUGGAUUCCACUGCAGAGAAAAUAAAAUCAUAUUGACAACUAA
Messenger RNA from Chinchilla lanigera (long-tailed chinchilla), 7307 nucleotides. It is a transcript of the gene Tbc1d16, whose product is annotated as TBC1 domain family, member 16. Gene Ontology annotation, cellular component: early endosome. Lineage: Eukaryota; Metazoa; Chordata; Mammalia; Rodentia; Chinchillidae. Gene Ontology annotation, biological process: activation of GTPase activity. Bases 170 to 2485 code for a protein of 771 amino acids. Gene Ontology annotation, molecular function: GTPase activator activity. The record is from RefSeq and is a predicted model, not a curated record. The transcript has 12 exons.